CACGGCGGCGGCCCGGAAGCGGUCGCGCUGCCGCCCGGAAGCUCUUCCCCCUCGGCCGAGCCAAGAUGGCGGUGGACACCGCAACCGAGCUGCUAUUUUUAGACACGUUCAAGCACCAGAGCGCGGAGCAAAGUACCAAUAUAGAUGUAGUUCGUUUUCCAUGCGUGGUUUACAUAAAUGAAGUACGUGUCAUUCCUCCAGGAGUGAGAGCUCACACAAGCUUGCCUGACAAUAGGGCUUAUGGGGAGACAUCCCCGCAUACCUUUCAACUGGACUUGUUUUUCAACAAUGUCAGCAAGCCAAGUGCCCCUGUUUUUGAUAGGCUGGGGAGCCUUGAAUAUGAUGAAAAUACUUCAAUUAUUUUCAGACCCAAUGCAAAGGUCAACACGGAUGGAUUAGUUCUGAGAGGGUGGUACAACUGUCUGACUUUGGCCAUAUAUGGCUCAGUUGACAGGGUAAUAAGUCAUGAGAGAGAGUCACCUCCUCCACCCCCACCUCCACCACCACCUCCCCAGCAGCAGCCUGGUUUAAAAAGAAACCCGAAACAUGUUGAUGGAGAGAAAGAAGACCAGUUCAAUGGCAGCCCUCCAAGACCACAACCUAGGGGACCAAGGACACCUCCAGGCCCUCCUCCUCCUGAUGAUGAUGAGGAUGAACCUAUGCCAGUGUCAGUGGUUGGGGAAAAAGAAGAUGAUGUGGACCAUAGGGAGGAUUACUUUGAGCCCAUUUCUCCUGAUCGAACAUCCAUUCAUCAAGAAAGCCAGUAUUCUGAUGAUGGAGAAGUAGAGGAAGAUCAACCAGAAGAAGGAGAAGAUGAAGAUGAUGUGGAUGUUGAGGAGGAGGAGGAUGAGGAUGAUGAUGAUGGGCAUACAGUAGAGAGUAUUGCUGAUGAGGAAGAGGAAGAGGAGGAGGAAGAUGAAGAUGAAGAAGAGGGUGAAGAGGAAGAAGAAGGUGAAGGAGAUGAUGGAUAUGAGCAGAUUUCAAGUGAUGAAGAUGGAAUUGCUGAUCUGGAACGUGAAACAUUUAAGUAUCCAAGCUUUGAUAUUGAAUAUACUCCUGAGGAUCUUGCAUCUGUGCCUCCUGUGACAUAUGAACCUUUUGAAAGGGAGCUUGGACCUCUUUUAUACUUUAGCUGCCCUUACAAGACUGUAUUUGAAAAUGAAGUUGGUAAAAUAAAGGACCAAGACCCAGAAAAAGAAAAUUCAGGGGCAGUGGAAGCCUCAGUUAAAUUAACUGAACUGUUGGAAUUAUAUCAAGAGGAAAGGGGUGCAAAGUGGGUCACUGCAUUAGAAGAAGUUCCGAGUUUAAUAGUAAAAGGAUUGAGCUACCUGCAGGUGAAAGACACAAAGCAAGACUAUAUUACCCAGCUAGUAGACUGGACCCUGCAAGCUUUAAACCUUCAGGUAGCUCUCAAACAGCCCAUUGCUUUGAAUGUCCGACAACUCAAAGCUGGGACAAAAUUGGUAUCGUCGUUAGGAGAAUGUGGGACACAAGGAAUAAUGGCACUCUUGCAGGCAGGAGUUAUUAAUGUGUUAUUUGAACUGUUGUUUGCAGAUCAUGUGUCAUCCUCCCUUAAGCUUAAUGCUUUUAAAGCUUUGGAUAGUGUUAUUAGUAUGACUGAGGGAAUGGAAAUGUUUCUAAGGGGUGGCGUAGAUGUACAUGAAAAAAGUGGUUAUCAGAAACUCCUGGAACUCAUACUGUUAGAUCAGACUGUGAGAGUAGUUACUGCUGGUUCUGCAAUUCUCCAGAAAUGUCACUUCUAUGAGAUUCUGUCAGAUAUUAAAAAGGUGGUUGAUCAGUUAGCAGAGAACACUCCUUCUCUUCCGAAUCACACGGAGCCAGAACAGGACCAGGACUUGACAGGACUUGAAAGAACCAACCAAGAGUAUGAGAAUGAUGUGGAGGCUCCUAUGGACAUGGAUCAUCUUUUGGAAUCUUCUAAUAUAAGUGAAGGAGAAAUGGAAAAACUUGUUAGUCUUCUUGAAGAAAUUUUCCAUUUGAUGGAAACCGCUCCUCAUACAAUGAUUCAGCCACCUGUGAAAUCUUUCCCAACCAUGGCACGCAUUACAGGCCCUCCAGAAAGGGAUGAUCCUUACCCUGUUCUGUUUAGGUAUCUUCAUAGUCACCAUUUCUUGGAAUGCAUUACUUUGCUACUGUCUAUUCCAGUGACAGGCGCACAUCCAGGUGUGCUUCAAGCUAUACGAGAUAUAUUGCGUUUCCUGGCACAGUCACAGAAGGGUCUUCUUUUCUUUAUUUCCGAGUAUGAAGCAACGAACUUGUUGAUCAGAGCACUUUGUCAGUUUUCUGAUCCGGAUCAAGAGGAAGGUCUCCAAUCGGAUGGUGCCAGUGAGGAUACUUUUGCACUGUGGCUCCUGCAUUCAACACAGACGUUACAGUGCAUUUCAGAAUUAUUCUGCCACUUUCAGCGGUGCACAGCCAGUGAGGAGACUGACCAUUCAGAUCUGCUGGGAACACUUCACAACCUUUACUUGAUUACCUUUAACCCUGUGGGAAGAUCUGCUGUGGCUCAUGUAUUCAGUCUGGAGAAAAAUCUCCAAAGUCUUAUUACUUUAAUGGAGUACUAUUCCAAAGAAGCUUUAGGAGACUCAAAGUCUAAGAAGUCAGUUGCUUAUAAUUAUGCCUGCAUCCUUGUUUUGCUGGUGGUUCAAUCUUCCAGUGAUGUUCAAAUGCUGGAACAGCACUCGGUGCCUUUGCUGAAGCUUUGUAAAGCAGACGAAAAUAACACCAAAUUGCAAGAGCUCAGCAAGUGGCUUGAACCUUUGAAGAAUCUUAGAUUUGAAAUAAAUUGUAUUCCAAAUCUCAUUGAAUAUAUCAAACAGAAUAUUGACAGUUUGAUGACCCCAGAUGGAGUUGGUCUUCCUACUGCACUUCGUGUUCUUUGUCAUGUUGCAUGUCCACCACCUCUGGUAGAAGGUCAACAGAAAGACCUUAAAUGGAAUCUUGCAGUUAUUCAGCUCUUUUCUUCUGAGGGAAUGGACACCUUCAUCCGGGUAUUACAGAAGCUGAACAGCAUACUUAUUCAGCCUUGGCGACUCCAUGUCAACAUGGGCACCACACUUCACAGAGUUACUACUAUUUCUAUGGCCCGCUGUACACUUACUCUCCUUAAAACAAUGCUAACAGAACUCCUGAGGGGUGGAUCUUUUGAAUUCAAAGACAUGCGUGUUCCAUCAGCACUUGUUUCUUUACACAUGCUCCUGUGUUCUAUUCCUCUCUCAGGCCGCUUAGAUAGCGAUGAACAAAAAAUUCAGAAUGACAUUGUUGAUAUCUUACUGACUUUUACACAAGGUGUUAAUGAAAAACUUACAAUUUCUGAAGAAACUUUGGCGAAUAAUACUUGGUCUUUAAUGUUGAAGGAAGUUCUCUCUUCAAUUUUGAGAAUUCCUGAAGGCUUUUUCUCUGGACUUAUACUGCUUUCAGAAUUGUUGCCUCUUCCACUGCCCAUGCAGACGACUCAGGUGAUUGAACCACAUGAUAUUUCAGUGGCACUCAACACCAGGAAGCUGUGGAGUAUGCAUCUUCAUGUUCAGGCCAAACUGAUCCAAGAGAUAGUUCGAUCUUUCUCUGGUUCAUCUUGCCAGCCUAUUCAGCAUAUGUUGAGACGUAUUUGUGUUCAGUUGUGUGACUUGGCUUCACCUACUGCUCUUCUUAUCAUGAGGACUGUAUUGGAUCUGAUUGUAGAAGACCUACAAAGCAACACGGAAGAUAAAGAGAAACAGUACACUGGACAGACCACUCGAUUGCUUGCUUUAUUGGAUGCCCUGGCUUCACAUAAAGCCUGUAAAUUGGCUAUUUUGCAUCUUAUCAAUGGAACUACUAAAGGUGAUGAAAAGUACGCAGAGGUUUUCCAGGAGCUCUUGGCUUUGAUGCGAUCGGCUGGGGACAACGUCACUCAUCAGCAGUGCGCUGAAUAUGUAACUUCCCUUUUGCAGUCCCUCUGUGAUCAGGAUAUUGCACUCAUUUUACCAAGUUCAUCAGAAGGCUCUGUGUCUGAAUCAGAGCAGCUUUCCAACUCCUUGCCAAGCAAAGAGCUGAUGCCCUUAAUUUGUGACUGUCUGAUGGAAACAUUAACUAAUUCUGAGAGCAGUUACAGUUGUCUGCUGACAUGUAUCCGAACAAUGAUGUUCCUUACAGAGCAUGACUAUGGCUUCUAUCACUUAAAGAGCUCUCUAAGAAAACACAGCAGUGCUCUGUACACUGUAUUAAAGCGAGUAAUAACUAGUUUUAGCAAAGACACAGGUGAACUGGCCUCUUCUUUUUUGGAUUUUAUGCGACAGAUUCUUAACUCUGAUACGCUGGGAUGUUGUGGAGAUGACGGAAGCCUUAUGGAAGCAGAUGGAUCUCAUCCAGGGAGAACACUGGGUCUAACUACUGCAGAGUUAAAACAUCUACUGCAGAACAAAGAGGAAACCCCAGAAAACCUGCUGCUUGAUCUGGAGAAACACGUUAUGGAUCGUUCUAAGGAAGACGAUGGCCUUGAAUCCUUACUGGACAACAUUGUCGGAGUGAGGCAGAUGUUGGAAUCAGCGGGCGAUUCUUGUCCACUGAGUGACCAAGACAUAGAGCCUAUUCUUUCUGCACCAGACUCUCUUCAGAAUUUGUUUAAUAACAGGACUACAUACGUGUUGGCAGACGUGAUGGAUGACCAGCUGAAGUCCAUGUGGUUCUCACCCUUUCAGGCUGAAGAAAUAGACACUGAUCUGGAUAUGGUAAAAGUUGACUUAAUUGAACUGUCAGAGAAGGGCUGCAGUGACUUUGACUUGCAAGCUGAAUUGGAGAGGUCAUUUUUGUCAGAACCAUCAUCUCCUGGACGCACAAAAACCACAAAAGGGUUCAAACUCGGCAAGCACAAGCAUGAGACCUUCAUAACUUCAAGUGGAAAAUCUGAGUACAUAGAGCCUGCAAAGAGAGCUCACGUUGUCCCACCACCAAGAGGAAGAGGCAGGGGAGGAUUUGGACAAGGAAUUCGACCACAUGAUAUCUUCCGUCAGAGGAAACAGAAUACGAGCAGGCCACCCUCCAUGCAUGUGGAUGAUUUUGUUGCUGCAGAGAGCAAAGAAGUGGUUGCUCCAGAUGGGAUACCACCAGCCAAAAGGCCACCAAAAGUGUCACAGAAGAUUUCUUCACGUGGUGGGUUCUCAGGGAAUCGUGGAGGACGAGGAGCUUUUCACAGUCAGAACAGGUUCUUUACACCACCUGCUUCAAAAGGAAAUUACAGUCGUCGUGAAGGCGCUCGAGGCUCAAGUUGGAGUGCACAGAGUACGCCCAGGGGAACCUACAAUGACAGUAGAGGUGGUCAAAGCAAUUUUAACAGGGGUCCACUGCCACCAUUGAGACCAUUAAGUUCAGCAGGCUACCGACCGAGUCCUCGCGAUCGUGCUUCCAGAGGCCGGGGAGGAAUUGGACCGUCUUGGACAAGUGCUAAUAGUAGUAGCAGUGGUGGCUCAAGAGGAAAGUUUGUUAGUGGAGGCAGUGGAAGAGGUCGUCAUGUACGUUCCUUCACACGAUAAAAUUGAGACCUAAUGGAACAGCCCAACCAUGUGGACUUCUGUGAAGAUGACAAAGCAAGCAGCAGCACUAAAGGACCAAUUCAGAUUCACUGGUAUCUGGAGGACACCAAGAGAAUAUUUUUGCUGAAGAGAAGUUUUUGUUUGAUACAAGACUUGAAAUUUCAAUAAAAUUCAAGACUUUUUGUGUACAAUUGUAAAUUUUUUGUUCCUUUUGAAAGAAUGUUUUAAUUUUUUCGUGGACUUCAGUAGACAAUACUCAGUAAAGAACCUCUUUGAGUUAAGACUUGAAGGACUUUUAAAAUAUUCAUUGUGCCAAAUGAAAGGUACAGGUGUUCUGUGUGUGACUUAUUACUGCAAGAAAAUUAAAAAAAAAAAAAUAUAUAUGUAAGGCAAUUUUAGUUUUUUCUCUCAGGUUUAGAGCCAUUAGCCCUUUUUUUUUUUUUUUUUUUUUAGCCAGUCUGAGUUAUUAAUGAACGAGGUCCAUCUGACAGCAGUUGAAGUAGCAGGUGAUAGAAGAUUGACUGAAAUUAAUUAAUCUGUGAAAGAAUACAAAUGUAAACGUAAUUUAUGUAGGUUUUGUUGUACCUCUUUGGUAAUGUGUUUAGACACUUAAAUAAGAUACCACACCUGUUAAUAUUAGUAGAAAAUCUGUCAUUGACUUCAGGGAGAAUAAGAUAAUGUUCUAGCAUUUACAACUCCAGCUCAUGCAUUAGGAGCCCAAGAGUUAUUUCACUGGAAAACAGAGUAUGCUUUGAAGUUACAAGGCAAGAUACCCGUACUCUGAGACAGCCUGGGUUAAUUACUUGCCUGCCUCUCUGCUGACUUACAUAGUCGAGGAGAAGGCAUAGAAACAGAUGUGCGAGCUGAACAACCACAUAGUGAAGCAGUAAUGCUAAACCAUCCCUUUGAAUAGAUGGUUUGGACUUUUGUUUCUGUAAUUAGACUGAGAUACAAUAUGAAAAGAAAAACUUUGAGAAGUAGGAUUUCAUAAAGAAAUGUUACCACUAGAUUCAACUCUAAAUUUAUUUUCAUACUAAAUUCAGUGAUUGAAGUAAGCUUUUUACAUGUUUGCAUUCCUUUGGGCUCCAUGGGAUUUCAUAGAAUUAACUGAUUCCCAAUAGCCUUUUAUUGCAUUUUUGGCUGGGGUGAGGAGUGGUAGCUUUUUCUAAAGGCCACAUAAAAUUUUUACAAACGAGCUCCACUGUCAGACUUAGCUGAGCUCAGUUUUCACUUAUGCUCUGGUCUCUUGACAUUACGAAAGUGCUAUAAAGGGGUCUUCGUCUGCUUAAAUAAGGCCCAGUUGUAAUGUUCUUGUUUUACGUAAUCUUAACUUUGGACAACUCGUCUGCCUAGACUCAUAAACUUUAACACCCAAUUUUAAGUGUUUCUAAAGCAUGGUAGUACUUUAAAUUGAAUUUUUUUUUAGCUUUAUACUGCCUGGCUAAAUUAAGUAGGUUUUUAUUUGAACCGCAGAAGGCCCCUAUUAUGUGUACUUUCUCUGCGUGGAGACUGUGGGACACCGUCCCACUGUUUGAGAGGUGAUUAGGUUGCACAACAUCAAUUGACAUAACCUAUGAAAGUGGUAAACUUCUAUUAAUUGGCUGGGUGCAGUUAAAGGGAAUAGUAUCCGUUCACAAAGCUAUGUGUUUUAACAUUGUUUAAAAUAACAUGAACAAAGAUUUGGAUUGGAAGCCAAUUUUCUCAAUGGUAAAAGUAACAGGGAGAUUUAAUUUUACUAAUAAUGCAAUUGUAAUGACUAAAAUGGGUGGAGCUCUCACAGGCAUUACAGGUAUUAAUGCUAUUUUUUUAAGGAGCACUGCAUAAAUAUUUUUAAAGCUGACUAGCUCCUUUAGACUAUGUGUUUAAGGUUGUUUUUUUUUUGUUGUUUUUUUUUUUUUUAGAAACUUUACUGUGUGGAAACUAGCAGGGAUAUGAAUCAUUUGGUUUCUGUCAGGGAAUUUGAAAUGAAAAGUAAAGAAAAGUGUCAAGUGUGGAAUAAAUAUGUAAAUAUUCAGUACUGGUUCCUGAAAGUUUAAAAUAUAUGGCAUGUCACACUAGUCAUUUUCAAACUAGGAGGAAAUAAAGGGUUGGUUAAAUUGUUUGAUGUAUGGAAGCUCUGUAAAUUUAGUUAAACUUGAGAAAGAAGUAUACGUCUAUCAUGUUUUAUUUGGGUUUUUUGGGUUUUUUUUUAUGAAUUUAGUUCUGUGACCCUUCAAUGCACAGUGGUUCCUUUCUUGGAUAAAUUCAACUUGAAAUAAUGCUGUUUAAAACUUGGGA
Molecule: messenger RNA, 7808 nt
Organism: Aquila chrysaetos chrysaetos
Lineage: Eukaryota; Metazoa; Chordata; Aves; Accipitriformes; Accipitridae
Gene: VIRMA
Product: vir like m6A methyltransferase associated
Exons: 24
Coding region: 66-5531 (1821 amino acids)
Cellular component (GO): RNA N6-methyladenosine methyltransferase complex
Molecular function (GO): RNA binding
Source: RefSeq, a predicted model, not a curated record